Molecule: messenger RNA, 1383 nt
Organism: Lactuca saligna
Lineage: Eukaryota; Viridiplantae; Streptophyta; Magnoliopsida; Asterales; Asteraceae
Source: the annotation of a GenBank genome assembly
AUGAAGUCCACAACACCUAGCUACCUUCAUCGUCUUCGUAUUCACAGCAGCGAAUCUCCAAAUCCGACCACCAGCACAACUAUGAAGAAUCCGAGACUAUGGUGUAACACAAUCAUGGAGCAAGGGUUAAUUGGGAUCACUCGACACUACAGAUCAAAUCCAAAAAUAGAUUUUAAGAAACUGAGGCCAAUGAUUCUGAAGAGGAUCGAGAAUCGAGCCAAAUAUUAUCCAGUAAAAGACAUGAUCCCUGUUGCUUAUGAUGUCGUAAGAUCAAGAAGCCUUUUGAUUCAAGGCGUAUCCACUCUUCUCCAAGUAAUACCCAUCUGGUCUUGCAAAUUCUGUCAAGAAGUGUACAUUGGUGAAAAGGGUCACGCAAUCAAAACCUGCCAUGGGUAUAAACGUCAUUCCAAGAACAAAUCCCACGAAUGGAUCAAAGGAGGUAUAAAUGACAUUCUUGUCCCUGUAAACACAUUCCACCUAAAAACCAUGUUCCAAAACGUGAUCAAACACGAUGAACGAUUCGAUUACAACCGAAUACCCGCAAUUCUUGAACUCGCGCUCCAAGCAGGUGCCGAUUUUGAUUUUGACCACGAGGGUAUAUCCGGAAACAAAAUCGAAUGUUUAAAUGCUGAAUCUUUAUCACCCAAUGAUCUGAGGGUAAUUUCGGAAGGAACUUUAAAGGCAUGGGAGGUGGUUAGAUCGGGUGUUCAAAAGUUAAUGAUGGUUUAUUCGGCUAAAGUUUGUAAAUAUUGUUCGGAGGUUCACGUGGGCCCAUCUGGACAUAAGGCGCGAUUGUGUGGGGUGUUUAAGUAUGAGAAGUGGCGUGGAGGGCAUUUUUGGAAAAAAGCCGAGGUUGAUGAUUUGGUGCCUGAAAAGGUGGUGUGGUUUCGUAGGCCUCAAGAUCCGGUUGUUCUUGAGGAUAAGUGGCGGUCAUUUUACGGACACGCCCCCGCGGUGGUUGAUUUGUGUACGAAAGGUGGUGCGGUGGCACCGAUUAAGUAUUAUUGUAUGAUGAAACUUCAAGGGUUAUCUGCUGAUGUGGCAUUUAAGACCGACCAUUAAAGACAUUACAUAACAUGUUGUACUGUGUUUGAUUUAUAUCAGACUGACUGAGACUUAGAUUUAGACUGUGAAAGAAAAUGAAAGUUUUUGUCUUGUUUGUGCAAAAGACAUUAAUACCUUCAUUCUCAUAACUGACAUUAACCCAUAUAUAGCUUAUUGAAGGAAGUCGUAUAAAAAGGGGAAAUGCCUAAAUAGUAAUCAAGUUUGAUAAUCGUUUAACUUGUGGUUUUUAUACUUUUUGUUCUAAUUACUCAAGUUUCAAUUUUGUUCUAUGUAUGUGAAAUUAGAUAUUUGUAACCUUUUUACUAAGGAAAAAUCCAC